AUGACUAACUAUAUGGUUUUUCACACUCAAAUUGCCUCCAUCAUGGAGGAGCUAGCAAAUACAGCCGUAGGAGAGAUCUGUAAACUCGUAGACGACGACUAUGCAGUGUUUCGUUUGGAAAUAACUCAAAGCCAGAAAGAAAACAGAGGGCUGCGGAAGAAACUACAACUACUGGAACUGAAGGUGGCGCGGGAGCGCGCAGAGCUGACAACAAGAGAGCGCGUUCUCGCCAGUCGAUCUAGCAGUGUCAACAUCCUGGACCGAUCCAGAGGAAUGACUAGAGGACAUCUUACUGGAGGCCACAGGAGCUUUGUGAAGCCAGCGGGACACAACGCGUGGAGAGAUGACCAACCAAUCACUGUUGAUGAGGGGAGUGGAACCUCAACCCAGCAUGUUAUUGUGAUAGAGUCUGCAGAUGCAGAGGCUAGAGGUCCUAAGGUCAAGCAGGAGAGGUCUGAAGGAGAGGACCCACUACACAGAAGACACAUCGAGAUUGGGACGCCCCCUGUAGCCACGGAGAACCGCACUGCCACGCCCCAACCCAGGACCUGCCGCAACAUCAUGGAGGAGGAGGGUCCAGAGGUGCAGCUAAUAGAGGAGGGGUGUGAGGAGGGUCUGGGGAACCCUGAGGGGACCAUAGUCAUGAAGGACAACCAGACUACACCUCCUGAACCCACAGAGGAACCAGCUGAGCAGCACAGGACCACACACAUUCUCACUGAGUCAGUAUACAUGGAGGAUGGGAAGCCUGAUCUACUGCUGGUCAAAGAGGAGACAAUAGAAGAUGAACCAGAGAGCAUUGAUCUGCUGAGUGGACUAAAGAUGGGGGAGCAAGGUGGUUGGCUGGAGGCUAACAGAGGAGACUGGGCAUCCAUGUUAGAUUUCCAGACCCAGGCCGGUGCAGCCAAAGGCCCAGGGGAUGACAUCACUGAGCAGGACAGGACUAGAGGCAACAUAGCGGAGAUCAGUGGAUGGGACAGUGUCUUCAACUCUGGGCUGGGGAACAACACUGUUAACCACAACCAGAAACAGACUGUCGAACACAAAACAACAAACAAACUUAGUCUCCAUGACAACAGACUGGCUGAGACCAGGGUGAGGAGUAGAUUUGGUCCACGGGGACGGGGAGGUGUACAUAUGCGACGGGAGAGAACAGACACAGACUCGGCUAGCGAUGCUCCUUCCUGCUCCUAUAGUUGUGAUUCAGAGAGACUGAUGGUACCUCAGGUUAACCCCCUAACAGGUGCUGCCUUCAGCCUGCCUUCUAUAGGAUCUAUCAACUGGAACAUGGACCCUGUGACAACACAGACACUCCCUGGCCUUCGUCCUCACACUCUCCUAAUGUUAAACCAGACCUCAGACAAUGCCAGUGCCUCAACACUAAAUGGCUACACAAGCCCAUUGACAAAUGACAGUAGUAGAGACGUAAUCAGUAAAGGUGGCAGGGCCAAAGAGAAGCGCUUCCCGUGUUCGUUCUGUGGGAAAGCCUUCACUUUCCCCAAACAGGUGGAGAUCCACCAGAGGAUGCACACGGGGGAGAAACCAUUCAGCUGCCACCUGUGCCGGGCUAGUUUUUCCGACUCUUCCAACCUGAAGAGGCACCAGAGAAUGCACACGGGGGAGAAACCGUUCAGCUGCCACCUGUGCCAGGCAAGUUUCUCACACUCAUUCAACCUGAAAAGGCACCAGAGGGUCCACACAGGGGAGAAAUCCAACAGCUUCCCCAGUGUGGGUAGAGGUUCUCCCACCAGCACCAGCUGAAGACGUACCUGAAGGUCCACACGGGAGAGAGACCGUUCGCCUGCACACACUGCGGGAAGAGGUUCUCAGAGAGGAGCAACCUCAGAAUACACCAGCAGAAAAUGCAGACGGCCCAUGUAUAGUAUAGUGACAUGUAGUAGUACUAGUUUGUUUGUUUGUAGUUAAUUCUGUUGUUUUGGGGUGUAGUAGGGAACUGGAUGAGGUGAACUGAGGAAAGAAUGAGUAUGAUGAGGCAGAGUAGAUGAUAUGGUGAUGGUUGGUGUGAUGGUGUCUGUAAAAAUGCUUAAUUGAUGGGUACAACCCUAACUGCUUGUCCCUUUAGGUUGCUACUGGUAUUUUAUAGUGAGAUAAUGAGUGCCUUAAUUCACAUUUACUUGACAUAAAAUAGUGAAGAUGUGUGUAAUGUUGAACCUUUUCCAAAGUAUUCAAACAUGUAUUUUAUUAAAGUGAGGGUACCAGAUUUACAUUAAAGGUAAAGUGUUAGUGAAAAGUAUCAUGUAUCGUUUUGUGCAAUAAAAGUACUGUACUUCACGUUAUGUGAGUGUAUAUGACCAUUUUGUUGAAAUUAAAUACAAAAUUGACUCUG
Salmo salar (Atlantic salmon) is the source of this 2347-nucleotide messenger RNA. RefSeq lists its product as uncharacterized. NCBI's taxonomy places the organism in Eukaryota, Metazoa, Chordata, Actinopteri, Salmoniformes, Salmonidae. Gene Ontology annotation, biological process: regulation of transcription by RNA polymerase II. The record is from RefSeq and is a predicted model, not a curated record. Gene Ontology annotation, molecular function: RNA polymerase II cis-regulatory region sequence-specific DNA binding; DNA-binding transcription factor activity, RNA polymerase II-specific.